AUGGACUCUUCCUUCGACCUCCCCGACUCCACCGAUUGGAUAAAGACGUCCCUACCCGCGUUCGAACCGCUCGAAGUUGCCUUGCGCUGCGAAGUCUGCAAGGAGUUCUACAACAACCCUGUCAUCACGCCGUGUAGCCAUACCUUCUGUUCGAUAUGCAUACGAAGAUGCAUCACCGCGGACGGCAAGUGUCCGAGCUGCAAGACUGGGUGCUCGAGCGACAAACUGGCGCCCAACAUUGCGAUCAGAGAAGUCGUGAUGCGCUUUCAAGAGGCGAGACCCAAGGCCAUGGAGUUGGCGCGCGCAGACAAGGAAGAGGAGACCACGAAGGCUAGCAAGAAGAAGCGGAAGCUGGAAGACACAGAUAUGGAAGACGAGGACAACGUCAGGCAUACACGAUCGCGGCAGACGCGAACUAGGAGCCAGCGCAACGGAGGCAGAGCUGGGUCGCCAAUGGUCGUCGCGGAUAGCGAAGACGACGGUGACGACGAUUUCAUGCCAGAUGGCAUGGUCAAGUGUCCGAUGUGCAGCAAGCCAAUGAAGGAAGAGCUGGUCUACAACCAUCUGGACAUAUGCACUGGGCCAGAAAACUCGCAAGGGCGUAGCACCCGGUCAAGGACUAAGACUGCGUUCCCACCCGCUUUCCAAAUACGAAAGAAAGACCCCUCGCCUCCACCGACGAGAUUAUCCCAGCUCAACUAUGCUAUGCUCACGGAGACUAAGUUGCGGAAGAAACUGCAAGAAAUCGGCAUACCUACCUGGGGUUCAAAAGACCUGAUGAGGCGGCGGCAUGUCGAAUGGCUCAAUAUCUACAAUUCGAAUUGCGACGCCGACGAAAGUGUGCGGAAGAGCAAGAGGCAGUUACUGAGAGAGCUAGACGAAUGGGAACAGACACUAGGUGGAAGAGCGGGCACCAAAGAGAACAAAAUCAUGAAGAAAGAGUUUGACGGUGACGGGUAUGCGAAGACACACAAGACCGAAUUCGACGACUUGAUAGCACGAGCGCGGCAGAAGCGUGCCACACCCAAGACGGACAGCGAAGGACCAACAGAGCGGAACACGCCCUCGGAGGAGCAACAUACAGAAUCACAGAAUCGCCAAUCAUUGUCAGUCAACGGUACCGAAACUUCCUUCCACGGCCCAUCGUCGACGCAAACACCCUCAGAUAUACAUCCACAUCCCUCGAAUAAUCCCAAUCCUCACGGAAUGAACGGCACAGCGCUCGCAAUCCCUCAGCCUCCUCAAAACAACACUCAACUCCGCUCGCGAUCCCCACCCAACCCCCCGCCCCGCGUCUCACUCGACUCAGAAACCAUAAACCCACUCCAAGAUUUUCGACCCCAUGCCUUGAGUCCCGUAGAAGAAGAGGUUCGCAGGAAGCCAGUUCUUGCCGGAAACGUCCCAGACCUAGUCAAGUCGCGCCGAUACCGAAAUCGCCGACAUGCCACAGAUUCACCACCGACACCCUCGGAACCAGGUUCCCCACGACCUCGGCCCCGUGGCAGACACUAUCUACCCGAUGAGUACGACGGCGAUAACGCCUCACUGCGCGAAGCAGAAGCCUUGAGUGUCCAGCAUGUGACCCAUACAGAAGUGCAACGGAGCGAGAGGACCAUCGGUCCGCCCCCAAGUCGUGACAACAGACCAGAGGCUGGGCUUACCGAGGGAGAUCCCAUGCUGGACAGGCUUUGGCGAGAAUGGGAAGAGGAUUAUGACGAGCUUGCUCGACGGGUACGCAAGAGGAACAAGGAGAAACAUUCGUUCAAAGGGAAGGCGAAGAGGUGUUGGCGCAAGGUCAAGAAGUUCCUUGGGAAGCGCAUAAGGGAUGAAGAGAUGUGGGUGUAG
This is a messenger RNA of Alternaria incomplexa, 1845 nucleotides long. RefSeq lists its product as uncharacterized. Bases 1 to 1845 code for a protein of 614 amino acids. Gene Ontology annotation, biological process: DNA damage tolerance; protein monoubiquitination. The record is from RefSeq and is a predicted model, not a curated record. Gene Ontology annotation, cellular component: nucleus; Rad6-Rad18 complex. Gene Ontology annotation, molecular function: ubiquitin protein ligase activity; single-stranded DNA binding. Lineage: Eukaryota; Fungi; Ascomycota; Dothideomycetes; Pleosporales; Pleosporaceae. The transcript is spliced from 3 exons.